Molecule: messenger RNA, 4607 nt
Organism: Alligator mississippiensis (American alligator)
Lineage: Eukaryota; Metazoa; Chordata; Crocodylia; Alligatoridae
Product: cytoskeleton-associated protein 5-like
Exons: 1
Coding region: 198-4280 (1360 amino acids)
Biological process (GO): microtubule polymerization; establishment or maintenance of microtubule cytoskeleton polarity; mitotic spindle organization
Cellular component (GO): spindle pole; centrosome; microtubule plus-end
Molecular function (GO): microtubule plus-end binding; microtubule plus end polymerase activity
Source: RefSeq, a predicted model, not a curated record
CAGAAAGCGCCCAGAGCUGCUGCGGGAACAUCGCCGGCUCCUCCAUGGGCCGUGGGGGGCAAGGACAUCUCGACGCCUCUCCUGCCGCUUCUCUGUGACCCCCUGAAAGAAAGCUCCCGCCACCCAGCCAGGCUGUGCCCAUCAGGCCUGAUGCCUCAAAAGAAGCCCCAGGCAGGCCAAGGCUAGAUCCCAACACCAUGUUUGAGCUCGAGCUCUCGGCAGAAGCAUGCGAGGAGAAGGCAGCGGCUGUGCUCCCAGCCACCUGCCUCCAACAUCUGGACAGCAGCCUCUGGAAGGAGAGGUUGUCCAGCCUGGAAGCCUUUGAGAAGGCUGUGGAAGAGAUGGAGAGAAGCACUGUGCCCUGCCAAGCCCUGGUGAGGCUGCUGGUGAAGGACCCCGGGUGGAAGGAAACCAAGCUGCAAGUGGUGAGGAAGAAGCUUCACCUCGUCACCCUCAUCGCCCAGAGGGGGAACUUCUCCAGGGCUUCUGCCCACAUCGUCCUGGACGGCCUCGUGGACCAGCUGGGAGAUGUGAUAUGCAGCCACGAGGCAAAGAGCGCCCUGACGGCGGUGGCCGAGGCGUGCUCCCUGCCCUGGACGGCGGGGAAGGUCGUGGAUUUGGCCUUCUUGCAGGAGAAGCCCCGGACGCAGGCUGAAGCCCUGAGCUGGCUGGCGAAUGCGAUUCUGGAGUUUGGUUUUGCGGAGAUGGAAGUCAAAACCCUGGCUGAUACCAUCAAAGCGGCCCUCGCUGCCGUCCACCCGGAUGUACGGACGUCCGCCCUCACCUUGCUGGGGGUCGUCUCCCUCUAUGUGGGGGCCCCCGUGCGGGCCCUGUUCGAGGGGGAGAAGCCGCCCCUGCUCUCGCUGAUAGACGCAGAGUUGCAGAAGGUGCAAGGGCAGAGCCCGCCGGCUCCAACCCGCGGCAGCUCCCAGCCCGGCAGGGAGGAGGGGAUGGGAGGGGACGCGGGGGACUGCGGCAAGGUCGAGGCGGUAGACGUCCACACUAGGAUCCCCUCCGAGCUGGUGCAGAAAAUGUGGGAUGGGAAGAUGCGGAAGGAAGGGCUGGAUGAGGUAGCAGGCCUCCUUCUCAAGGCUGGGACCAUCCACUCCAGCCUCGGCGAGCUCCCGGCCGCCCUCAGGGCCUGUCUGCAUGACGCUGACCCCGCCGUGGUGGAGAAGACCCUGCAAAUCCUCCGGCAGCUGGCCACGGCCGCAGGCCCAGGCCUCAAGCAGCACGUGAAAGACCUGGGCGUCCCCCUCUUUGCCACGCUCUGGCACAGCCAGGGCCCCGUGAGAGCUGCCGCCUUGGAGGCUGUGAAUGCCUGGGCCGAGCAGACCAGCCUGCAGGAGUGGCUGGAUGGGGAGGACUUUUUGGAGGGGAUGCGAAAGGAAACCCCCCUUGCAAAGCAGGAGCCAUGGGAGAAGCCACCUGGGCUCUGCUCUGCCCCCUCAGAGCUGUUGCUGGCGUGCGUCCCUCACCUCUACGCCUGCCUGGAGGAUUGCAAUGCCGGCAUGAGAGCAGCCGCCCAGGGAGCCCUGCCUUUCUUUGUCAUGCACCUGGGGACAGAGAAAAUGGCCGAGGCCACCAGCACGCUGAAGCCGAGGGAGAAGUACCUCGUGCCGACUGAGCCGGAGAGAGCCAAAACCAAACCUUGCGCGCCUUCUCAAUCCCUCUCCAACCUGCCAAGGGCUGCAGCUGGGUCUGCCUCAGACUCAAGCCGCGCCACGCCUCCCUCAAUGCCAGCCUGCCCGGCUCAAGACCAAGCAUCCAGCAGCCCCGUGGACCAGAAACCUGGCCCUGAAGAAGCCAAAACAGCAGGGUCGAUGACCCAAGGCACGGCAAAGGUGAAGCCGGACCUGAAGGAGGGUGGCAGCCAGUUGGGGCCCAUCUUCAUCCUUGUCCCCAAGGGGAAGGAGCAGAGGGUGAAGGACGAGCAGGGCCACAAAGUGCUGAGGUGGGAUUUCAAGGCACCCAGCAGCAAGUACGUGGAGCAGCUGAAGGCCCAGAUGGGCAGCUGCGUGUCCAGCUGCCUGCAGGAGGAGAUGUUCCACUCCAGCUUCCAGCACCACAUCAAGGCCUUGGCCAUCAUGGUCAAGCACCUGGAGAGGGAGAAGGACGCGGUGAUUAGCUGCCUGGACCUGAUCCUGAAGUGGCUCACCCUGCGGUUCUUCGACUCCAACACGUGGGUCCUGACCAAGAGCCUGGAGUACCUCCGGCGGCUCUUCGCCUUGCUGAGCCGGGAGAAGUACCAGCUGACAGAGAACGAGGCACGUGCCUUCCUCCCGUACCUCAUCCUGAAGAUGGGGGAGUUGCAGGAGGCCAUCUUCAAGGAAAUGCAUGCCGUCCUGAAGAGGCUAUGCUUGGUCUACCCAGCCAGCAAGGUCGCCAGCUUCAUCCUGGAAGGGGCCAAGUCCAAGAGUGCCCAGCAGCAGGCGAGAUGCCUGGAAGAGCUUGGCUAUUUAGUGGGGGUUUAUGGCAUCCACGUGUGCCAGCCCCACCCAGGCAAAGCCUUAAGGAUGAUCGCUGCCCUCCUCAGAGCCCAAAAUCACACCGUCCGCCAGGCCGCUUGCAACGUCAUCGUGACCGCGAGCAACGUCUAUGGGAAAGAGGUGUUCAAGCUGAUCGGGACUCUUUCGGAGAAACAGAUGAAGAUGUUGCAGGGGAGCCUGACCCCGAGAGCUAAUGGGGCAGCUCAGCUGGCCAGAGGGAACCGUUUGCCAGGUCCGAGAUCGAGUCCCCAUGUCUGCACGGGGGCAGAAGAGACCCUGCCCCCCAAUCUCAGUCACACUCUCGGCAUGGGCAUGGGCUUGGAGGGGGAGCCUCCAGCUCCUCAGGCUUUCCAGCUGGAUGCAGAUGGGUCAGAGGAUGUGCCUGGCAUGGUGCAGGGUGAGAUCCCCAAGCUGGAUGGCAUCCCCAGCUCACAAGCCCAAGCGGUGCCCACUGAGAGCGUGCAGCAUGACAUGGCCAACCCCAUCGACCUCGUCAUCUACCACGUCGCCAGCAGCGAUGUCAACACCAGCCUCCAGGCUCUGAUGCAGAUGGAUGGGAUCCUGGGGCAGCCAGACAAGGUGGGAACCAUGCAGGGCCAUGUCAACCAGUUCCUCGAAGCCACCCUCUGGCAGCUCCAGUUCAUCCAUAGCCUCCAGGGACCCAAGAAGGAGCUGGGCCCGGGCAGGUACCCCAUCAUCCGGCUGUACCGCAGCAUCCUCAGCAACCUGCUGUCGCUCUUCCAGAGGGAGAGCCUGGCUCGCGAGGCCUCGGCGGCGGUGCUGACAGACCUGCUGCGCAGCCUCAUCGCCUUCCUGCUGGGUUCCCAAAUGCAGGCCCCGGAGGAGGAGCAGGAGGUCACGCAGUCCCUCAACCUCCUCCUGAAGAAGGUGCUGGAGACGUCAGACCAGACCCGAGCCUUCACGGCCGUGCUCACCCUGCUCCGGGAGAGCCUGGAGGCUGCGGGCGGCACCCCACAGCUCCCCGACCUGGUGGCGAAGUGUUUGUGGAGGAUCACCCGGCUCCUGCCACGCACCCUCAGCAGCCUCCACCUGGACCACGUGCUGCUGGACCUGCACACCUUCCUGCGGGCCUUCCCUACCGAGGCGCUGAAGCAGUGCGCCAGCAAGCUGCCCCUGCAGGCCCUGAAGACGCUGCUGCACACCCUGUGCGAGCUGAAGGGAGCCGAGACCCUGGACCACCUCACGCUGAUCGGGAACAAGGCUGAAUCGGAGCUGGAGGCCCACCUGAGGACGGCGGCCGAGCCCCUUGCCAAGCAGGCACCCAGCGAACCGGAUCCAGGGGUGGGGAACGGGGAUGCCCAUGUGGCUGCCAAGGGCAAAAUCGAGGAUGUCUUGGAGGGGAUCUUCCAGAAGAUUGGCUCCAAGGAGAGCACCAGGGAGGGCCUGGAGGAGCUGUACGAGUACAAGCGGCAGUGCCCCGAGGCCGACUUGGAGCCCUUCCUGCAGAGCCUUUCCCUCUUCUCCCGCAGCUACAUCAAGCAAGGCUUAGCAAUGAUCCAGGUGGAGAAGGAAGGCAGACCACACACGCUGCCCCGUCAGACAACAGGCACCAGAACAACGCCCAUCCCGAGAUGGGAGGUGGGGCUGUCUCCUCCCUUGGACACGCUGAAACCCCCCCGCCAGGGACGGGGCCCCAGCAGCAUGAAGCCCCCCAGCCGGCUACCCACAAAGCCCCCGGGAAAGCAGUGCAGCAGGCUCCCCAGGUACACCAAGAUCCCGGGGCAGAAAGAGCCGCCUGGUUCCAGGCCGAGGUGCAUGCUUCAUCACUAGCCUCCGCUCCCUCCUCGGCCUCAGCAAAUCCAGCUGGAGCAAGAAACAAAGCAAUAAAAACAGCUACCUAGAACCCAUAACGCACGCCGGUGAGAUGGUUGCACCAGAGGCAGCAGAGGGGAAGGGGCAGAUGAAGCUUGGGUGGCAACCAGCUGGAGCCCAUCUUAAUCCUCGUCCCCAAGGGGAAGGGAAAGGAGCUCCAGCUGGCUCAAUCAGGAGUCUCCCGGGGUCAAGUGGCCUGGUUGAAAGCCUAGAGUUGAGCCCCAAGUUAGCAUUGAGGCGGGCAAGCAGGGGAAGCACUGGGGAGGCCGUAGCAGCGAGGCUCCC